AUUAUGAAGAAGGCAGUAAAGGAGGCUGAGAGAAUCUCCUCGAAAAUAUCAUCUCCGAUGAUUCUUGAUCCAUACGGAUCUCAAGGAUCCGGUAUCAUGCCAUAUUUAAAGGACGCGUUGAGAACUAGAACAGCGUUGAAUUAGGCUGAAUCUUGUUUCAUUGGUAUUAGGAGUCUCAAAGUUAUUUAGAUUUUAAACGAAGUUAGUUUCCUUUAUUCGCAAAAGAUAGAUAUUUCGAAUUCGUGGAAGCCUAUAAUAGAAAGGACAAGGUAGAUUUGAUUAGAUUAUUGUCUGUUCCAUUAUAUGAUGUAUUGCAUUAUUUAAUUGUUAGAUUGUUAAAGCUUGUCUAAAGGACAAUAAGCCUUUGCCUUUUAAAUUGUAUAAAGAGAUGACGGAUGCUUAAAUGGUUUAGGCUAGAGUAUAUUAUUAAAAGGAAAUAUCAUUGCAGUCAUAAUACAUAUGGUAUCAAAUUACUGUUAAAUUUAAUUUUAUUGAUCCAGAAACUAAGAAGGAUGUUGUAAAAUACAAUGUUCUAGAAAGAAGAGAAUCAGAUAGUUCUGAGAAGGAUUGGCGUAUAUGUAAAUUAGAUUGAAUUAAAACCAC
Paramecium octaurelia is the source of this 603-nucleotide messenger RNA. The record is from the annotation of a GenBank genome assembly. NCBI's taxonomy places the organism in Eukaryota, Ciliophora, Oligohymenophorea, Peniculida, Parameciidae.